Caenorhabditis angaria is the source of this 1593-nucleotide messenger RNA. Lineage: Eukaryota; Metazoa; Nematoda; Chromadorea; Rhabditida; Rhabditidae. The record is from the annotation of a GenBank genome assembly.
AUGUUGAGGAAUUUUCUAUCAAUUUUUCUCCUAAUUUCUCUAACUUCUGCCGAUGACUCGCAAUUCUUUCGAAUUCUGAUUCGAGAAUUCGACAAUCCUGCUGGCACUCAUUUUUCCGGUCAAUCAUGUUCGGAUUUCGGAUUUGUUGGAUUGGGUUGUAAUACUUGGCUAGAAGCUGGGGUAAUUGCUCAGGUUAAUGAUGUAGCAGUGACAACUUUGAAUCAACAAAUCAAUUCGAGAUAUGAGACAUCAGUGACUGGUUUGAAUUUGAUUGUUGAGGAUGAGAAUGCAGCUUCGUAUAGCUUUUUUGAGGUAAACGGAACCGGGAGAGAACUCGUCCAAAAUUAUUGCGAUUUUAGAUGGAAAAAAAUAUAUAAUAAGCUAUUGUUUUCUAACAGGGUUUCACUCUUCAAAUCCGCCUCGCUUCCCAAAACACAUUUGCCGACAAUGUAUUGAUUGACUCAUUCACCAUCAAUAUUAACACCACUGAUCAGACAGGAAUCUACAGUUAUACAAGUCAAAGAAAUGGCACACUUCCAACUACUUUAUCGAUUGCCUGGUCUACAAAUAUCCCACCAUUUGUGCCAUCAACAACUUCAGCUUCAGAAUCUACCACUGAAUCGUUUACUGGAUCUACAACAGCUUUCACAGGAUCUACCACAACUUAUAUUCCUACAACUACACCAAUUUUACCAAAAGAUUGCUCUGAAAUCCCGAAUCUAUCGAUUUCUGGAGCUCAAACCAUCUACCCAGAUGGUGUUACCGCUGUUCAAGUGUUCUGUGAUGUUAAGAGUUAUGGAAUUCUUACAGUUAUCCAAAGUCGAGAUAGUUCUGGUUCUUCAACUGAUUUCAAUCAAACUUAUGAUUCUUAUACUCAACAAUUUGGAAAUCCAUCAGCAGCUUCGAAUUAUUGGUUUGGUUUGGAAAAUAUGAAUGUUUUGACAAAUCAGAAAAAAUAUACUUUAUUGAUUGAUGUUUGCUGUGGAAAUACAUUAUCUUCGAGACAAAUCUAUCAUGGUUUCAAGGUAAGAUGAGGGGCUAACUUUGAAGCUUAUCUCCUAUUUCAGAUUGGCUCAAACUCCACCAAAUACAAACUCAGUGCCACCGCUGAUCUUCCAGGAAUUGGCCUCGAUUACUCGAGUUCGAGAAAAGAUAUCGGAUCUGAAUUCAGCACUUAUGAUACCUACAGCUUGGAUAAGUGAGUCUCUAAGUCAUAUCCACUCUAAUUCCUUUUUUCAAGAUCAUCUUGCGAUGAAUUUGGAUAUGCUAGUGAUGAUGAUGUGACAGUUCAACCAUAUGGUGGUUGGUGGUUCGGAAGUUGUGGAAAUAAUUUAAACGGAGCUCUUAUCUCAAAUACCAAUGAAACAUGCUCGAUUUCGUAAGAACAAUUUUAAUUUAAAAAUAACUCACCAAAUGUUGUUGUAUUCUAGAUCUUUCGCCGGCGAGCUUGGUGUGAAUUUGCGAACUACAACUGGAACCAAUUCCGAUGGUUGGGAUGUUGAUCUUAUUUCAUAUAAUCGCGUCAGAAUGGCCAUUUUUACAUUUGACUCAUUAUUGAUUGAAAAAUCAGAUGAUUCUUUCUGCAAAAAUUGA